CGGCGCUACCUCAGUCUCCCGCCAGCGCGUCGAAAGCCUCAAGAAGAAGCGGCCUCAUAGGUGAUCUUCAGCUUUGCAAACUUGAUGAACUAGAUUGCUUAGUAAAAGGAAUUCUGUACAUUGACUCAGUUGGAUUCAAUGGACGGUCACAAUGCUAUUACUUUGAAAACCCUGCUGAUUCCGAAAAAUGUCAGAAGUUACCAUUUGAUUUGAAAAAUCCAUACCCUCUGCUUCUGGUGAACAUUGGCUCUGGGGUUAGCAUCUUAGCAGUAUAUUCCAAAGAUAAUUACAAGCGGGUCACGGGUACCAGUCUUGGAGGAGGAACUUUUUUUGGUCUCUGCUGUCUUCUUACUGGCUGUACCACUUUUGAAGAAGCUCUUGAAAUGGCGUCUCGUGGAGAUAGCACCAAAGUGGAUAAACUAGUGCGAGACAUUUAUGGAGGGGACUAUGAGAGGUUUGGACUGCCAGGCUGGGCUGUGGCUUCGAGCUUUGGGAACAUGAUGAGCAAGGAGAAGCGAGAGGCUGUCAGUAAAGAGGACCUUGCCAGAGCAACUUUGAUCACCAUCACCAACAACAUUGGCUCAAUAGCAAGAAUGUGUGCCCUUAAUGAAAACAUUAACCAGGUGAUAUUUGUUGGAAAUUUCUUGAGAAUUAAUACGAUCGCCAUGCGGCUUUUGGCAUAUGCUUUGGAUUAUUGGUCCAAGGGACAAUUGAAAGCACUUUUUUCGGAACAUGAGGGUUAUUUUGGAGCCGUUGGAGCACUCCUUGAGCUGUUGAAGAUCCCCUGAUCAUUACCUGGGGAGGGUUCCUGGAACCUUACACAAUGCGAUCUGUGGACUUUUGUUUUUUAAGAGACUUAUUCAGUUUUAUAAUUGUGUGCUACCCAAAUCAAAGCAAGAAAGGACAAGUGUAUUUUUCUAAGUCAUCAAGAUAAACCCUUAAAGAUUCAAUCUAAACUAGUAACCAGUAAGGAAAGAUGCGUAUAAAAAAAGUGACCAUGUCCGUGGCAGUGAGGGUUUGCUGUAUUUUACUGCUCUUCAGUGUAGCUUUGUUAACCUUGCUGUGUAGUUUUGAAAUUCAGCGUCACUCACUGGAGCCGCUUUAGGGGAGCUGUUCUCUGUUCAGCUGACUGUGGUUUUGUGUCCUGCUGAACUUGCUAAAUGUAAGGCAAGCUGCUGUGUGUUAUAAUCUGAUGACAGUUUUGUCACUAUGGCCUUGGCAAUCAUCUGUGCAUUAACUCUGGUGUGCAUUUAGCCUUUGUGUAAACCUUUUGAAAAACAUGUUUUAUUUCAAGGUUCUGGAAACUUAAUUGGGCAGGUUAAUUCUGUACCUGUAACUUUGACAAUUAAGCAGCUUUUGGAAGGGCAGUUCCAGGUUACUUUACACUGUAAAUCCUGGGAAGGUCUGUGGAAAGACAGGACUUCUCCCCUGGGCAGAAUUUCCUUGGGUAGUGGGGAGUUUGUUGACCUGAUGGAAGUAAGCUGGUACAAAAAGCACAACCUGGAAGACUAAAACCAGACAAAAAGGGCUGCUAGAAUGGACAUCUUUUCAGGGAGCCACGGAGAAUCUGGUUAUACUUUCAGGCUAGUAGAAAGUGAGCAAUCGAGGUGUCUAUUGAUUACCUCGUGGGGAGCAGGGCGGGGUUCUCUCGCCUUCCUCUCCCACUUCCAGUCUUCGUACCUCUGAAACUCCCUGGCCUGCUGGCUUAAAAGGCUGCUUGAGGAUAGAGACAGGUUUCUAGACGAACUCUUGGUAGAGAUGGACUUUGAACCUUUUCUUUCUGCUGUGCAGAAUAACUUGAAAAAACUUUCCCCUUGGAGAUAGA
This is a messenger RNA of Diceros bicornis minor, 1825 nucleotides long. Its product is annotated as pantothenate kinase 2, mitochondrial. Lineage: Eukaryota; Metazoa; Chordata; Mammalia; Perissodactyla; Rhinocerotidae. Gene Ontology annotation, cellular component: nucleus; cytosol. Gene Ontology annotation, biological process: coenzyme A biosynthetic process. The coding region runs from base 384 to 788 and encodes 134 amino acids. Gene Ontology annotation, molecular function: pantothenate kinase activity; ATP binding. The record is from RefSeq and is a predicted model, not a curated record. The transcript is spliced from 6 exons.